Molecule: messenger RNA, 2021 nt
Organism: Melozone crissalis (California towhee)
Lineage: Eukaryota; Metazoa; Chordata; Aves; Passeriformes; Passerellidae
Gene: SRP9
Product: signal recognition particle 9
Exons: 3
Coding region: 54-314 (86 amino acids)
Biological process (GO): negative regulation of translational elongation; SRP-dependent cotranslational protein targeting to membrane
Cellular component (GO): signal recognition particle, endoplasmic reticulum targeting
Molecular function (GO): 7S RNA binding
Source: RefSeq, a predicted model, not a curated record
CCCGCCUCCGGUGCCAUCUUGCCGCGGCCGCGGGGAGCCGAGCGCGCCCGGCCAUGCCGCACUUCCAGGCUUGGGAGGAGUUCACCCGUGCCGCCGAGAAGCUCUACCUCGCCGACCCCAUGAAGGUCCGUGUUGUCCUCAAAUACCGACACUGUGAUGGGAACCUCUGUAUCAAGGUGACAGAUGAUGUGGCUUGUUUGCUGUACAGAACAGACCAGGCACAAGACGUGAAGAAGAUUGAGAAAUUCCACAGUCAGCUCAUGCGACUCAUGGUGGCCAAGGAGUCCCGCAGUGCUGCCAUGGAAACAGACUGAAGGGCUGCCAAGAAAAUCACUGCUCUGCUCAUAUUUCACUGGAAACAAAUCUUUGGGAUUGCAACAAAAAAAAAAAAAAAAAAAAAAAAAAAAAAAAAAAAAAGACUGGGGCAGGAGAUGCUUUUAUGUACUGAAGUGGACUAGUGGACUGAUGGCAAGUCUGAAGCAUUUUCACCCCUCAGACUCCACUUUGGGAAUCUAGGAGAAUAAGUGCUUUCAAUUGAAAGCUUAUAUUUAUUUUUGGGUAUUAAGCAACUAUUCUUACACGUUAGGUAUGCUAAGAAGACAAGUAAAUAUUUUAAAUCUACAGUAUGUUAAUGCAAAUUUGCUAGGCCACAGGCAUACUUCUGGAAAGUUACUGUAAAAUCUCAUCUAGAUUUCAUUGUGUUCAUACCUGGUGUAUUCUCAAAAUGAGAGGGUUUAUUAAUCACAUACUGUAGCAUGGUGGCUGGGUUUAAUAAAUACUUACAUACAUUAUAUAAAUCUGUUGGGUUUAGAAUAACAGAUGUUUUCUGAACUGAAAUGUUGAAAUUGCCAAUUUGUAUUACCACUGUUGCUGGCAGCACUCAGUCAUAAGAUGUACAACAUUAUCUAUAAUGCAGUUUGCAGAACUCUUAUAUUGGCUAAGUGAUUAAACUUCUGUAUCUCAAAAAAUUAAAACAGAACUUCACUUGAAUAUUCCUAGAGAUCUGUGAGAAGCUGGGAGGGUUUUUUUCUGCUUGUGCAAAUACUGUUACUAAAAAACAGUCAGUGGCUUUUUUACAUACUUGAACUAUUUUGUACAAGCAGGGGUUUGUUUUCCCAUCCUUGCUUCAGGCAGAGUUGAAGUAUAUCAGCAAGACAAAUUCUAGAAGCUCUUGCCUAUUAUGCUAAUAGAAAAUAUCCAGCUGAACAGUACCCAGAUUCCUUACUCCAGCAGCUUGUUAACUGCAAUUGCAAAUGUUACAUGUGGCAGGUGGAUGUCAGCCAAAUGGAUAAAUGGAUGCAAACACCUUAAUAAAUACUUAAAUACCACUGUCAGAAAUAGACCAAUGCUCCUGUAGCUUAGAUGUGUUUCUCACAGUAACUUCUGGUAGGCUGAUGGAAGCUUUAAUUGUCUCUUGUAAAAAAGCUUUUUGUUUGAAAACCCAGUAGCUAAAAUUGAUACUUGCUUUGACUAGGUCUUGCAUACUUGAAAACAGAGGAGCAUUUUCAUGUAAUUAGGCUAUUGAUAUAACUAGGUGCUUUCAGAACUGAUUUUUUGGGGUUAAACCAAGCCACAAAAGUAAAGCAGGACCAUACUUGUAGUGGCAUUUUUAUAUAACAAAACAAUCUAUUUAGGUAGCUACCUGCUGUCACUUACAUAAAAAUAAUGGAGCUACUGGGAAGCAGUGGACUUUCAACAUUUGCCAAAAGCUUGGAGAAAACCCACCAGGCUUGAAUAUUGCAUUAGAGUACCCUUGCAGCUGAACACAGAAUGUUGCACGUUGUUGGAAAAUACUGCAGCACUAAAUUCCUGGUGACUGCUCAAAAUUCUGGUCUGCAACAGUGACUGGUAUGUGUGUAACAUUUUUGUAUUGGCUUUUGAAAUAUAAAUAAAGCCAGAGAGAAGGCUGGACUCCGUUCAUUGUUAAGCUUUCAUGAGAUACUGUAAUACUGAAAUUUUUAUUUGGUGCUCCAAAUAACUUUGCUAAUAUUUGCAAUAAAGUAGUACAGAGACUGGGUGUA